AGCAGACCCUACCUUAGCUGAAAUGGGGAAAAACUUGAAAGAGGCGAUGAAGAUGCUAGAGAACAGUCAGAGAAGACCAGAGGAAGAGAGUGGAAGGAAGCCGGCACCGGAAGACAUCCCAGGACCACUCCAGGGCAGUGGACAGGACAUGGUGAGCAUCUUGCAGUUAGUGCAGAAUCUGAUGCACGGAGACGAAAGCGAGGAGCCCCUGAGCACACGAGUCCAGAGUAUUGGAGAACAAGGUCACAUGGCUUUGCUGGGUCACAGUCUUGGAGCUUAUAUAUCAACUCUGGACAAAGAAAAGCUGAGAAAACUAACAACUAGGAUACUUUCCGAUACCACCUUGUGGCUGUGCAGAAUUUUCAGGUAUGAAAAUGGCUGUGCCUAUUUCCAUGAAGAAGAAAGAGAAGGACUCGCCAAGAUCUGCAGGCUUGCCAUUCAUUCUCGAUACGAAGACUUCGUCGUGGAUGGAUUCAAUGUGUUAUACAAUAAAAAGCCCGUUAUAUACCUUAGUGCUGCUGCUAGACCUGGCCUGGGCCAGUACCUUUGUAAUCAGCUUGGCUUGCCCUUCCCCUGCUUGUGCCGUGUGCCCUGCAACACUAUGUUUGGAUCACAGCAUCAGAUGGAUGUUGCCUUUCUGGAGAAAUUGAUUAAAGACGAUAUAGAACGUGGAAGGCUGCCCCUGCUGCUUGUGGCAAAUGCUGGAACAGCUGCAGUUGGACACACAGACAAGAUUGGGCGAUUGAGAGAGCUCUGUGAGCAGUAUGGCAUAUGGCUUCACGUGGAAGGGGUGAAUCUGGCAACACUGGCUCUCGGUUAUGUCUCCUCGUCAGUGCUGGCUGCAACCAAAUGCCACAGCAUGACGCUGACCCCGGGCCCCUGGCUGGGACUGCCCGCUGUCCCCGCAGUGACGCUGUACAAGCACGAUGACCCUGCCCUGACUCUAGUUGCCGGACUCACAUCAAAUAAGCCAGCAGACAAACUCCGUGCCCUGCCUCUCUGGUUAUCUUUACAAUACUUGGGACUGGAUGGCAUCGUGGAGAGGAUAAAGCACGCUUGCCAGCUGAGUCAGAGAUUACAGGAAAGUUUGAAGAAAGUGGACCACAUCAAAGUCUUGGUGGAAGAUGAGCUCAGCUCUCCAGUAGUCGUGUUCAGGUUUUUCCAGGAAUUGCCAGGCUCAGAUCCGGGGCUUAAGGCUGUCCCAGCACCCAACAUGGCCCCUUCGGCAGUCGGCCGGGAGAGGCACUCCUGUGACGCCCUGAACCGCUGGCUGGGAGAGCAGCUGAAACAGCUGGUGCCCGCCAGUGGCCUCACCGUCAUGGAUCUGGAGGCCGAGGGCAUGUGUGUGCGGUUCAGCCCCUUGACGACAGCAGCAGCGUUAGGAACUCGAGGAGAGGACGUGGACCAGCUGGUCACCUGCAUCGAGAGCAAGCUGCCGGUGCUGACGUGCACGCUGCAGCUGCGGGAGGAGUUCAAGCAGGAAGUGGAGGCUACAGCAGGCCUCCUCCAUGUUGACGACCCCAACUGGCCUGGGAUAGGGGUUGUCAGGUAUGAACACGCGAAUGAUGAUAAGAGCAGUUUGAAGUCAGAUCCGGAGGGGGAUAAAAUCCACGCUGGACUCCUGAAAAAGUUAAAUGAAUUGGAAUCUGACCUUACAUUUAAAAUGGGCCCCGAGUACAGAAGCAUGAAGAGCUGCAUUUACAUCGGAAUGGCGAGCGACGACGUAGACGUGUCCGAGCUUGUGGAAACCAUUGCCGUCACAGCCCGGGAGAUUGAGGAAAACUCACGGCUUCUGGAAAACAUGACAGAAGUUGUUCGGAAAGGAAUUCAGGAAGCUCAGGUUCAGCUGCAGAAGGCCAACGAGGAGCGGCUUCUGGAGGAGGGAGUGCUGCGGCAGAUCCCUGUGGUAGGAUCCGUGCUGAACUGGUUUUCUCCAGUCCAAACUUCACAAAAGGGAAGAACUUUUAACCUAACUGCAGGCUCCUUGGAGUCCACAGAACACACGUAUGUCUACAAGGUACAGGGGACGGGAGUGACGCCGCCCCCGACCCCCUCGGGAGCUCGCGGCAAACCCAGACUUCCAGGCCACAAGCCCUUCAGGAGAUCCGUGCGAGGCUCUGACACCGUGAGUGACACCAGCUCUGUCAGCCACAUUGAAGACUUGGAGAAGAUGGAACACCUGGCCGGUGGGCCGGAGCACAGUAGCCUAGAGUCCCCCAGUCCCGAGCAGUCCCCCGAGGCCCCCACGCCUCAGGCCAGCCCCACCGAAGCCCUCCAGAACAAGGCCCAGCACCCCGAAGAUCACCACCUGCAGGUAGAAGAGCUGGAGAGCUUGAGAUAAGAGUUGCGUGGAGGUGUGAGGCUGCACUGACCAUGUUACACUGAAAGCGUGCACCGGGCCACGUGCCCAUGAUAAAAGUUCCUGUUGUUUGUGCAGAACCUGGACUUUUGCACAAAUAUAUGCCUGAAAGCCAGGCUUUCUUGGAAGGAAGUCAUUCAUUGUAUGCCUAACAGCUGCUUCCGCCCUGCCCAGCUGUACAGCACCAUCCCCCUAAGUUACUACAGAACACUAGUCACGGAAGAGAACAGGGAAUUUCAGGUGCCCGCCACUUGAAACGCUUGCUCUCAUCCCUCUAAAUGUAAAGAUUAGGUUGCACAGACUUAUUGCCAGGACUUGGGGUUCCCGCAGUGUGCGGGUGACAGCAUUCCUUGCCUGUCUUAGCGGAGCCGCAGGAGACACAGCCCUGGUUGGCCUGAAAGUGGGUUUCUCCUGGGACCCUAAGGAAGGACAUGGCAGCCUGCUGUCCCCGCUGCUGCUUUCCUGGAGGCUGAGGAAGGUCUGUGCCCGCGUGCCCGCUCCGUGUGCGGCAGGACCUUUCCUCCCUUUUAUACUACUCUUUGUAAACAGACCCGAGGACUCAUCUGUUCAGAUUAAUUGUAAAGUCUCUUCUUGACCAUAUAUCUGUAUAUUUUGAAAUACUGGUAGCUUUUAAAUCGGUGCCUCCUGCACCGCUCACUUCUGUUCAUCUGAAAGACUGGCGUAGGCUCCCCGACACGGAGCUGACACUAACGUGCUGCGUGCGCACUGCUCCCUGGAGGCCCUACUCAGGUCAGGAGCCUGCAGCCCCUCGCCCGGCUCCCGCCCCGGAAGACGCUUGCCACCCUGCGGUCUCUUCCCCAACAUGGCAUCGCGUUCUGUAGCUGAAGAUGCGGCCGAGAGGGUAGGAAUUCACACUGGUUUGUGGACUGUUGUGUUGGAAGCCUUAGUUAUACCACAUUAAGCCUCUAAUUCCUCUGAUCUGAAGUGAUUUUUGACAUUUGCCACUUGUCAAGACGCAAUUUUUUUUUUUUUGGUGCAGAUGAUUAAACAGUCUUCCCUGUUUAUUUGGUCAAUGAAGUCUAACAGAUAACAUGGGGAAGGGUAAAUUAUCACCUUUAAUGAGAUUUUUAAGUGUUUUUAUAUAUUUGGAAUUGUUAAGUUUUGCGGAAACAAAAUUUCCCCCUUGAGAUACUAUUUGAAUGUUGGUUUCAAUAAAGGUUCUUGGAAUUGUUACGGGUGAA
Messenger RNA from Dipodomys ordii (Ord's kangaroo rat), 3561 nucleotides. RefSeq names its product pyridoxal-dependent decarboxylase domain containing 1 (gene Pdxdc1). The coding region runs from base 23 to 2341 and encodes 772 amino acids. NCBI's taxonomy places the organism in Eukaryota, Metazoa, Chordata, Mammalia, Rodentia, Heteromyidae. Gene Ontology annotation, biological process: carboxylic acid metabolic process. The transcript has 22 exons. Gene Ontology annotation, molecular function: pyridoxal phosphate binding; carbon-carbon lyase activity. Gene Ontology annotation, cellular component: intracellular membrane-bounded organelle. The record is from RefSeq and is a predicted model, not a curated record.